CAGAAAUGGUUCAAUCACAUUCUGUUAUGUCGGAUAGCCGACGCUGACGGUACAAGGCAAACUCCCUUGUAAUUUGGAAUACUUAUCACAGCGUGUGGUAGGUUCGAAUCGUCCAAGCUCAUAUCCCAUACCCCUGGUCGUCUUCCGUCUUAAGAAGGAUUAGUUCUAAUAGUGGGGCUAGUUGUAUUAAUGCGAAAUCCAUUCACACAUCAUCACUUUCUUCUACGCAGAACAAUCGCUCCACAGUCGAACAGGGGUCUACAUAGUGGAGCCCGACGUUUGGACCCUUUUUCUAAGAUUGAACAGAACGGUACGAAGCUAGAGUCAAUGCGAACUUGCAUGACCUGUUCUUCGUGUUUCCCAGUUUGAAGUCGCCAUCUUCGACAACCGGGAAACCGGAUUGGAUCGCGAGUGGUAGAAAUCAUGGCUGUAUGGGAAACUGAAGACGAGCUCAGCAGUGCCGCUGCAGCGACGCUGCCGACACCAACGGAUACGCCCUAUCGGACGCCGUCGCGAAGCUCCCAGCGCUCGAGGAAGUCGCGACGUUCUGGUUCUGCUACGCCCCCUGCUUCCUCCCCGCCUCCACCGCUGCCACUGGACAAGAUAGAGAGGAGGAAGAGUAAGAACAAGAGUAAGCGGACUUCGAAAGAUGGGGCAAACGAAGACAAUGUCAGCAUAUUGGAUCCUCGCCGGUUCACACCAACCCUCCACGCGAACCUCGUUUCGGAGAUACUUUCAUUGCGGAGAGACCAGGAGGAAAAGCUGAAGAUCAUCGAGAGCCUGGAAAGUGCACUGCACACUACCCGAGAAGAACAUGAAUCUUCGCAAACCAAUCUUUCUAGUAUCGGUAAGGAGAAUCGUUCCCUGAAGCGACAACUGGCCCUCCUUGAAGGUGGCACAUCAUCUGCCUUGGGCGAGCUAGCAAGAGAACGUGAUGAAGCUGUUGAUGCAAUAACUGAAACAAAGAGACGGUUGGAGAUCGCACAGAAGAAGCUUCGGACCCAGGAGGAAGAUUCAGAGAGGGUACACGACCUUUGGGCAAAGGAGAAAGAUGAAUGGGACGAGGAAAGGCGUAAAUAUGAGCGGAAGAUACACGUUGCCGAGAGUCGACUAAGGGUUGUCUUGGAGGAGUUCGCCAAUCUCCAGGAGUCGCAAGCGAAUAAACCUCAAAAUGGCGCCGAGAGCGAAGGCGAGGAGGGUAAAGAGAACGAUGGUGCUAGUGUGCGUACUAUGAGUAUAACCAAUAGCAUUCGGUUCUCUAUGAUGAGUGGACAUGGCAAGGCAAAUGGUCACAGCCUUGCCGAUGAGCUCAACUUCGAUGACGAUGACGAUUACCAGACGGAUCCGGAUGGCCGCCAAAGUGUGAUCUCGACCACGAGACACAACCGAGCUCAAAGUCGGGAUAGUAUGAUGUCGAAAUCCCAUCGGCGAAAUACGAGCAUCGAGAGCCAGAUACGGCCAGGCAGUGUUGCGCGUAGCAGGAUGUUCAUGAACCAGACCGUGCUUGACAGGCUAGAAGGUGGAAUUCGCGAGGAUGAUGAGGAAUCUGUUGAUUUACCCUCUAAGGUAGAGUAUACCGACACGGGUGUCCAGUUCUCCCCGCCGCCAUCUCCCAAGGUCGUCCCUGUGAAGCCAUCAACCCCAGAACCCUCUUUGAAAUUUGAGAAGAUGGGCCUAGAGAGUCCUCCCCGGACCGAGGGUGAGAUCGAGGCAAAUCAGAGCCGAAAGAGGGUGUAUCUUAAUAAGCCAACACCUCUGGAAGCCCCGAAACCUGCGAAGCCAAUGAUAUCAGCUGGGUCUCAGACGUCAAAAGAGGUCCCGUCACUGACCACUUCCAACCCGGUGACCGUGGAAAUGAAACCUGCGGCCGCUACCAUCACGAAAUCGAUUGCCACCCAGACCGAUGCUGCUUUGGCUGAACGACCUGCUUCACCUGAGCCAUUUUUGGUACCCAGCAUCAGCAUCAUUCCGCCAACCAGCCGGCCGUCAACGCCACGUGAACACCGGUUACCUCAGUACGUCAAGGACUUUGGGUGUCAAGUUUCUCUUCUGCAGUCGAAGCCUAUGAGUUCGAUUUCAGUCCAGACGGACGAAAUUCGAAUCGACAAGAGGCUCGACAAGCUGCCACCACACCUUCAUCCUUCUGCCAUCUCAUCGAGACCGACAUCCCCCAUCCCUCCUACUUCAGCAGUUGAUGAGACCAAGGCUUUCACUCCGGUGCCUGGACAUGUUCCCCCGCGAAACCCGCGCCGUCUUGAACAAGGCAGGCGGAGUUUCUCAGGCGAACUACCUUCGUCGCCCCCGGCAUCGCCGAUGGCAGAGGAUGAGGAGACGCGGGACGCAUACCCAGGUAACAACGACGAUGGCCCAUUAUCAAGUGCUAAAGCGCCCGUGAGACGGCCGCAUCGGAUUAGCAGCUUGUUUGCCGGCUUUGACGUACAAAGCUCGGACGAGGCUGACGAGUUCAACGAUGAUCAGAGCGACUCCGAAUACCGCACAGCAUUAGCCCCAAGACCUAAAAUCGGCACCGUUAAACCUAGCAAGCGAAUGACGACUAGCGCAGUCUCUCCUGUUACUUCAUCGGAACAGGCUAAGUCCGCGGCUAGGCAGUCGACAAGCGUUGCUAGUAAGAUCGGAAGUCCGGAAGUUUACAGCUCCUACCGCCUUGCUGAUUCUCCUGAAGGGUUGAGACGCAAGCCGUCCCUCAAAGUGUCGACUCGAGCUUCUGGUGGGGCCAUUGGGUAUAGCACAGGCUCUCGGGCUAGCGUGAUGCGCAAGUCAGCCAUGAUCCAGAGUGGCAUCGCUUCGCAUCAGGGCCGUUCGCGAAGUCCCAGCCUACCCGAGUCUCAGGACCCUCCAUUCCCUAUCCCCACGAGGGCAAGCUCGAGGAAGCCGCCGUUUAGCAUCAGUGCUCCGAGCGAUGGCUACCGCAGUCCUACCCCCAAUGACGAAUCUUCUGGCCGCCGGAACAUGAGGAGCAGCAUGUAUAGAACUAGCAGCGUUCGCAAAGCCAGGUCGGUCGCAGCUUUACCCGGCAACCGAAGGGCUAGGAGACAUGGUAGUCGUUCGCCACCACCGCCAAUGUCGCCUUCAGAAGAGGCUCCUGAAAGCCCCGGCCUGCCACCGCUGCCGACAAACGAUAUCACCACUCCCCAACGUAACUACGGAAGAUACCGCGGUCACAGGUCUCAGCCUUCAACGAAUACCGCUAACACGGCCAACACCGAGAACACCAAUGGAGGCUCUACCGGUAGCAACCAACAGUCGUCGAGCGUAGUAGAUGCUAUUGCUCAGACGAUGGUCGGAGAAUGGAUGUUUAAGUACGUCAGAAGACGUAAGUCUUUCGGCAUGCCUGAAGGGAAUGCUCGCGGUGAAGAGAACAGCAACGAUCGCCAUAAGCGAUGGGUUUGGCUAGCGCCGUAUGAGCGCGCGAUCCUGUGGAGCAGUAAGCAACCUGCAAACGGGAGUGCCCUAAUGGGUAAACCAGGUCGAAAACUGGUCAUCCAAUCCGUCCUGGACGUCAAGGACGACAAUCCUCCGCCAAAAGGCGCAGCGCAGAUUUUCAACCGUUCAAUCCUUAUCCUAACACCUCAAAGAGCACUUAAGUUCACGGCCUCGACUGCCGAACGACACUACCUCUGGCUGACAUCACUCUCUUUCCUCGCCCACUCCCAACAAGAUGUCCCCGAAAUCCUUCCCUCAUCCGCCCCUCCUCCCAACCUCGCCGCCCCAGCGCCUCCCGACUUCGAGAUCCCGCAGGCUAAGGUUAAGAAACCUGGUAUCCGAGACUCGAUUCGGUUAACGAAGGGGAAGAAUCCGGCCUUGAUGCACCGCCACGACCCGCUCCCGAGCACGAACGAGCUCGAGGAGUCCUUCAACUCCUUUAAGCAGGACUUACCCAGCCACCAGCGCGACCUGUCGAGGGAUGCCGCCGAACCCCCCUUUAUUCCGCGCUUCCACGAGAGAUCGCACGAGCGUGUGCACGAGCGCGCCAACCAGGUUGUGCUGCAUGGGCGCAAGCGUAGCAACACGGGGGGCCACAUUCCGCCGCCGCUGUCGUUCCGCGGGUUCUCGGGGCCGGCGAGCCACAGCAGCUCGUACCACGCGUCUACCAACAGCACGGCGGGAAACAGCGUGGGCACCGCCGGCUCAUCCGACAUCUACCAGUCGCAGGCGUCGAGCGGCGGCGGCAUGACGUGGGGCAUGAGCACGGCGGGAUCGCAGCGCACUUCCGAGGCGUCGUCGCGGCCGCCGGGCAACUUCUUCGAGGCCAUCGGCACAGUACGCAUGGAGGCAUUCAUUAGCCCGCUGUCCUUCCCCCGCUUCGAGGAGCACCCCGACGAGCAGGAGGAAUGGCGGUACCGUGCCCGAAGGAGGAGUAAGGAGGCACGGCGGAGGAGGAGUCGCAGCAGACACAGGGAUAGCUAUGUUUCGCGCGGAACCCGCGGGACCGAUUCAUACUAUGCGGGGAGUAGAGCGGGCGAAGAAGAUUACUUCCGCGAUGACCCGUUUAAGGGGUUCUGAUUUCGGGGAACCUAUUCCGACGGUUCUUCUUGAGCUAAGCCUUGUGAAGUUUGGGAAGAGAACUGAACCGUUCUGAUGGGUUGCUUCUAUGUCGUUGCCCGUGUUUUGCGCGCGUGAAGAUACCCUCGAGAUUCGUUUGUUAUGUUGCUCAAAUGAUAUCACAUUCGUUAAGCAAGUAAGGGAGGGACCGGAUCAUAUUACAUCUUUAAUGCGUAUGGCCUGGUCUGGCUUCCGUUGGAGUUUUUGGAGUUGUCUCGCUCUUUUGAGUCUUGAUAUCGAAUCUCGCGCCAUUCUGUCGCAAAGCACAUUGCCGAAGCUUCGGUGUACUAUUGUACGAGUACGACUUUGGGUUUCCUUACCUCCCGUUUCCGUUCUUGGCAUCUGAUCAUCACUCGA
This is a messenger RNA of Annulohypoxylon truncatum, 4920 nucleotides long. RefSeq lists its product as uncharacterized. The transcript has 2 exons. Gene Ontology annotation, biological process: microtubule cytoskeleton organization; establishment of mitochondrion localization; maintenance of protein location in cell cortex. The record is from RefSeq and is a predicted model, not a curated record. Lineage: Eukaryota; Fungi; Ascomycota; Sordariomycetes; Xylariales; Hypoxylaceae. Gene Ontology annotation, molecular function: tubulin binding; phospholipid binding. Bases 424 to 4524 code for a protein of 1366 amino acids. Gene Ontology annotation, cellular component: mitochondrion; cell cortex.